AUGACGUCAAUAGCCUGGUUGUCAUUACGUAAUUAGCCUGGUCGUCAUGAUGUCAUUAGUCUGGUUAUCAUGACGUCAUUAGACUGGUUGUGGUUUCAGCAAUAUAUUGCAUUUAAAAAGGUCUAAUUAGCUACUUGAUUAUCUUCACUCUUCUCUUCUCUCCUCAGUCUUUGUGACGUUGACAUGCGCCUUCCGUUAUGGCCGUGAGGACUUGGAUGUUCUGGGCUUGACGUUUCGGAAGGACCUCUUCGUGGCCAACAUCCAGGCCUUCCCUCCAGUGCCUGAAGACAAAAAGAGCUUAACUCGCCUUCAAGAACGCCUGAUCAAAAAGCUUGGGGAACAUGCUCACCCUUUCACCUUCGAGGUAAUGGUCACCACCAUUGUGAUCUCUAUUAGGAGUUUUUUUUGAGUUUUUUUUUUUUUGUUAGUGUUGUUGUUUUUGUUGUCAUAUGUGAAUUGUAUAAUGUUGUAAUGUUUUUGCACCAUACACUUUAGGGACCACAGUGGGAAAAAGUAUCUGACACCAUUCCACUGUGUAUAUGUAUUAUUUUUUUAACUGGCAGAUAAAAUGAAUCAAUCAAUGAUCUCAUCCUAAUUUCUAAAUGAAGGUAGCACAUCAUCCAACCUCCUGUCAGCUGUUUUAAGUACUAAGGUUGAAACUUUUUUUAUAUUUCUGUCGACAGAUUCCACUGAAUUUACCAUGCUCAGUCACCCUGCAGCCUGGACCGGAGGACACAGGGAAGGUGCUUCUCGGGUUCAGCCUAAAUCUAACUUUAACCUGUAUAGGUUCAAACAGUUACAAUCCAUAAUGACAUUUAAGCAGAAAAAUAAUCCAACUUAAAAGUGAAAACUUGUUUCUAUAUUUUGUCUCUGAAGGCCUGCGGGGUUGACUUUGAAGUCAAAGCUUUCUGCUCAGAGAACGUCCAAGACAAAAUACAUAAAAGGUAA
This is a messenger RNA of Coregonus sp. 'balchen', 948 nucleotides long. The record is from the annotation of a GenBank genome assembly. Lineage: Eukaryota; Metazoa; Chordata; Actinopteri; Salmoniformes; Salmonidae.